This is a messenger RNA of Vollenhovia emeryi, 3341 nucleotides long. It is a transcript of the gene Fatp3, whose product is annotated as long-chain fatty acid transport protein 4. Gene Ontology annotation, biological process: triglyceride homeostasis. The coding region runs from base 198 to 2084 and encodes 628 amino acids. The transcript is spliced from 13 exons. The record is from RefSeq and is a predicted model, not a curated record. Lineage: Eukaryota; Metazoa; Arthropoda; Insecta; Hymenoptera; Formicidae. Gene Ontology annotation, molecular function: long-chain fatty acid transmembrane transporter activity; long-chain fatty acid-CoA ligase activity. Gene Ontology annotation, cellular component: endoplasmic reticulum.
UGUCAUAUAUAUCGGAGUCAUCCUUCGAUUCCGUUUCAGUCAUACUUUAACGCUCGCGUUUAUCAGUUCAUGAAACGGUUUACACAGUAUACUGGCACUUGGCGUUUGUGAACUCGAUUGACCGGGUGCUAGCGCCAUUUCUGGCUUGCACGCUCGCUUAAUUAUUCCAAGUUCUGGGACAAGGAGACGCACAGAAAAUGAUAACGACGGAUCUCAAUCAGAUUGUUAUCACAGCACUAAGCUUGCUUGUCGGUGGCUUUCUCCUCACUGGAAGUCGUCGACAGGUUAUUUACGUGCUCUACAAGACGCUACCCAGAGAUAUUUUGGGUAUUUUUCGAUUUCUUCAAGUUAACUUACGUCUUUGGUGGUGGGAGAAACGUGAUUAUACUGUUGCAAAGAUUUUCUCAAAGUAUGCGGCAGCUCAUCCAAAUAAAAUCGCUUACAUAUUCGAGGACAAAGAGUGGACAUAUGAACAGCUGGAACACUACAGUAAUCGCGUUGGACGUUAUUUCCGCACCAGGCCAUUUUCUCAUUUUGAUAGUAUAGCUCUCUUCAUGGAAAAUCGGCCUGAAUACGUCGCUACCUGGUUGGGUCUUAGCAAAGCUAGUUUUGUAGCAGCUUUAAUCAACACAAAUCUUCGACACGAUGUUCUUGUGCAUAGCUUAAACGCUGCCAACUGCAAAGCUAUCAUUUUCGGGGCGGAAUUUAAAGAAGCGAUUCGUGACAUCAAGGGUAAAGUACCUGACAUUGAACUUUAUCAAUGGUCUGAGUCGGCGGACACACCGAUUUUGGAAGGUGCAAUAGAUGUUAAUACGGAAAUCAGCAGCGUUGGUUCUGGGCCUCUCGUUCUAAUUGACUAUAGCAAUCCCCGGGACAAAUUGAUUUACGUCUAUACGUCUGGAACGACGGGAAUGCCAAAGGCUGCUGUUAUCAGCAAUUUAAGGUUCAUGUUCAUGACAUGUGGCCCAAACGCCAUGUUUAAUCUACAAUCGGAUGAUCGAAUUUACAAUCCUUUGCCUCUUUAUCACAGCGCAGGUGGUAUACUUGGCGCUGGUCAAGCACUCGUGAGAGGUGUUACAGUCGUGCUUCGUAGAAAAUUUAGUGCGUCCAAGUAUUGGUCGGAUUGCGUUCAUUAUGAAUGUACUGUAGGGCAAUAUAUUGGAGAAAUAUGCCGUUUUCUUCUUACAGUCCCACCAAGCGAAUACGAUAAGAAGCAUAAAGUGCGCUUAAUGUUGGGAAAUGGUCUGAGACCGCAAAUUUGGGAAUCUUUUAUUAAGAGAUUUGGUGUGAAGCAAAUAGGCGAGUUUUAUGGGGCCACUGAAGGAAUCUCAAAUCUCGCCAAUAUUGACAAUAAAAUCGGUGCUGUUGGUUUUAUGCCAAGAUAUGCUACUAAGUUGUAUCCAGUUGCACUAUUAAAAAUUGAUGAAGAGACAGGAGAGUUAUUGAGGGGACCAGAUGGAUUAUGCAUCACGUGUAAACCUGGUGAGCAUGGUAUUUUUGUGGGUAAAAUCAAUCCAAAGAAAGUGAUGAACGACUUUAACGGUUACGCGGAUGCAAAGGCUUCAGAGCAAAAGAUUAUACAUGAUGUUUUCAAGAAGGGCGAUCGCGUGUUUAACUCUGGUGAUAUUUUAGUCAUGGACGAACUUGGAUACUUUUACUUCAAAGAUAGAACUGGUGAUACAUUCAGAUGGCGAGGUGAAAAUGUUGCUACCUCGGAAGUAGAGGCUGUCGUAAGCAACGUGAUAGGCCUCAAAGAUACAACUGUAUUUGGUGUCGAGGUACCUGGAAACGAGGGUAAAGCAGGAAUGGUAGCUAUUUACGAUCCGGAAAAUUCCUUGGACUUGAAAGGAUUGGUAGGAAAGUUGAAGAAAGUUUUGCCGAACUACGCCAUACCUCGUUUUCUUCGUAUUGUAUCGGAAUUGCCAAUGACUGGAACAUUUAAAUUGAAAAAGAUGAAUCUUCAAAAAGAUGGUUUUGAUGUUAAAAAGAUUAAAGAUCCAAUUUAUUUCCUUAGUAAUGAUACCUACGUAAGGAUGACUGAUGAACAUUACAAUAAUAUUGUCGAAGAAAAAAUCCGAUUAUAAUUCUUCCUUGCGGCAUAUUUUCUCAUGGAAAAACAUUCUUUCUAAGAUAAAAUGGGGGAUUAAACUUACUGUUAGGGUAAAACGUUUUUACGAUGUUAAGUUUCCAGUGUUAGUAAAUUAAUCUACUUAUUGUUAGUCACUAUUUUGUGGACCAAUACAGCAGCAUGUUUUCUUUCAAAAACGCAUACUCGUAUGCACAGAAACACGUGCUGUUUCGAAGAACAAAAUAACAUGAGGCACAUUUUCCAUUAGAAUAAGUAUCAUGACUGAUACUUCAUAAUUUAUGAAUUAUUUGUAUAUCAUGCAGAAUCACAACAAUGUGAAUAUUCCAGUGUAAAUUGCAAAAUAGCAUAGAUGAUUCACUUAAUUAUGAAAAAAACAAGAGAGAGAAAGAGGAAAUCUAUUUUUUAGUUAUAUGUUUUAGAUAGUUGUAUUUUCUUAAUUGUAUUCCUUGCUUUAUUUAAUUUAAGUUUAGAAAGAACCAAUUAAGCGCGUUUUAUUUUGUAUUUGCAGAUAUUUAACAGCAAGUUUAUUAUAAAAACUUUAUAGUAAUUUUAGUAAAUGACUAUAAUGUAAUGCAAGAAUCUUAAUGGAUAUAAAAGAGAACGAACAGCAAGAAAACAAUAUCAAGAAUAACUUUUUCCAUCUAGAUUUUAUUGCUAACUAAUUGCAAAACUUAUUAAAUUUUUGAGUUGUAAUUGUUUAUUUAUUAAGAUUUACAUGUGUAUUUUGCUUCCAAUAAUUGAAAAAAAGUUUUAAAUUAAAACAUCGAAAAUUUGCACAAACGCAACGAUUGAUAUCUUACUUUCUUUCUGUACAUAUAAAUUUAUAUACCAAAUUGUAACAUCGAUAUAACGUAAUUAUAAUGUCUAUAUAAGUUAACUAUAAAGUUGACAUAAAUUAUAUUAAUUAGUCGAUUAGUUUACGGAUAUUAAAUCAUUUUGUUAACUUAAAUUUUUGACAUUUAAAAGGUCCGUAUACCUGAAAAUCAUAUCACGUAAUCAAUAUUGCAUUAUGUUAUAAAUUAAAAUUUAUCUGAAAGUGGUAGCAAAAUUUCUAUGUUUUCUUAUCGUUUUUAUAUUUCUUUAUUCUUUAGGGCAUUAAUAUUUGAGAAAUAACACGGUAAUAUAAUUGAUUGUAUACUCUUGGUUUUGUGUGCAAUCUACAUCCGUCUUGUAAUUCUCAUUAUACAUGUAAGUAGUAUACAUAUACAUAUACAUCCCACAUAGCACAAUAGUUUCAAAAAAUUUGUUUCUU